Messenger RNA from Python bivittatus (Burmese python), 1265 nucleotides. It is a transcript of the gene NHLRC4, whose product is annotated as NHL repeat containing 4. Gene Ontology annotation, biological process: protein polyubiquitination; proteasome-mediated ubiquitin-dependent protein catabolic process. The record is from RefSeq and is a predicted model, not a curated record. NCBI's taxonomy places the organism in Eukaryota, Metazoa, Chordata, Lepidosauria, Squamata, Pythonidae. Gene Ontology annotation, molecular function: protein binding; ubiquitin protein ligase activity.
AAACAGAGCGUCUCUAGAUCCCUCUAACCUGCUCUUGCAUUCGGGUAAAAACAGAAGAUUAUUUAUUCAACUUGGAUCAGAGGAUGGAUUAUACCUUGGAAGACACACAACGCAAGGAGAAACUUCUGAAGACUGUUUAUACCCUACAAGUUAAAUCAGAUGCCACUUUUCAGAAAGCUAGUCCUCUCCUGACCAACCAUCCAGGCAUGGGCAUGGUGACUGACCGCCAAGUUCACCAACUGGCAGAAAAAGCCAAGGUCAUCUGCCAUGACCUUGAUAAUAUCAAAAACCACCUUUAUUAUCGGCAAGAUGACUUGGUUCGGAGGAUUCCAAAUCCCAACAGGAAGCAUUAUGGAGCAGUAUGUGGAAUUCACUGUUCACCAGAUGGGGUGGUCUACAUUACUAGUGAGAAUGCACCCAGGGUCCAUAUUCUUAAUCGCUCUGGCCAGAUGUUUCGGUCCAUCCCAUGUGUAGAAUGGAAGAAGGAGGUUUUUUUACCCGAGGAUGUGACUGUCACCAGAGUUGGUAUGGUGGCUGUCACAGACAUGCUGAAUGGAACCAUCCACAUAUUCAAUGACCGCUCCAAGUUCUCCAAGGGUGAAUGGCUAAGAAUUGGGAAGUUUUGUUCCCCCAGAGGAAUUGGAGUUGAAGCAUCAGGAAGGAUCCUGGUGGCUGACUACACCGAAGGAAAAGUCCAUAGCUUUAACUUGGAUCGGGCUUUCAGGAUGCAGAACACCCACUCUAUCUCCAACCUACGUGGGCCAUGCUACGUGUGCAUGAUACCUGAUGGGGGGUUUGCAGUGAGUGAAGAAUGUGGCGAUGUCAAGCUCUUUGACAGCAGUCACAAACUGGUCUCUUCCAUCAGUAGCAACUACAGCCACCGUUUUGGCAAUCCUGCUGGCAUCUGUGCUGAUAAGGAAGGCAAUGUCAUUGUUGCAGAUGAACAGCAUCAGAAAGUACACCUAUUUCCUAAGAGCGGAUCUCCAAUCUGCCUCGUCUCUAAAGGUCUGCUGAGACCAACAGGAAUUGCCUGUUCCACUGACGGGUUACUUUUUGUCACCGAUAGCGGAGACAAUGAUGUCAAAGUCUUCAAAUAUCGUGUGAGACCUCAUUACAGUUCUGACAUUCUAUGCAUACCUGGUGAUAGGCCAAAUUAUUCACCUCAAGGGAAGGCAGGAUAGGCUCCAUUGCUUUUAUACACACAUCCAUUUCUUUACCACAUUACCUCAUUAAAUCUGCAUUCACUUGUCCAACAGUACACCAUG